GAUUCUCUUUCAGUUGUUAAAGUAGAAACCACAAACAAGAAGAAAAAAAAGUAAAGAAAACAAAAGUUGACAAAAUGGGUAUCUGCAUAUCCACUGCAUCUUUUGAGAUUCAUGCUAUUGAUUAUGGCCAUGAAAAUUUGGUUCAUUAUGAAGACAACAACAAUGGUGCCAAUGGAAACCAACAAGUGAUUGGUUCAGUUUAUUCUCAACAAGGAAGCAAAGGACAUAAUCAAGAUUCUGCUAUUAUCUAUCAGGGAUAUGGUGUUGAAAAUGGAGUUUUCAGUGGAGUUUUUGAUGGGCAUGGAGAGAAUGGACAGAUAGUCAGCAAGUUAGUUAUGAAUAAGUUACCAUCUUUGCUUCUGAAACAUAUACUUUCUCUCCCAAAAAUCACUUCUCCAAAACAAAAUGUAAAAGAAGUUGAUGAAUCAGUGAAGAACAAGAACUUUAACAAGUGGAAAGAGGCUUGUCUUAGCUCCUUUAAGGUGGUGGAUAAAGAAAUUAAAUGUCUUGAGAAAUUGGACUUUUCUUGCAGUGGAACAACUGCUGUUGUAGCUAUAAGACAGGAUGAUGACUUGAUUAUAGCUAAUCUUGGCGAUUCUCGAGCUAUAUUAGGAAGAAAGACAGAUGAAGGAACAAUUGAGGCUGUUCAAUUAACUACUGAUUUGAAGCCUAGCCUGCCUUCUGAAGCAGAAAGAAUAAGGAAUUGCGGUGGAAGAGUGCUAGCUCUAGAAAAAGAGGCACAUAUACAGAGAGUGUGGUUGCCCUAUGAAGACGCUCCUGGACUCGCCAUGUCUAGAGCUUUCGGAGAUUUUAUGCUCAAAAACUAUGGCAUAAUCUCAAGGCCUGAUGUUUCUUAUCACCAUCUUUCUCCCAAUGAUCAGUUUCUUGUUCUAGCAUCCGAUGGGGUAUGGGAUGUGCUGAGCAAUGAUCAAGUUGUUUCCGUAGUGUGUUCAACAAACGAUGGAUCAGCAGCGGCGAAAGCAGUGGUAGAGGCUUCUAUAGAUGCUUGGAAAAUGAAGUUCCCUAACAGCAAGAGAGAUGACUGCACUGCAAUUUGCCUAUUCUUGCAAUAAAAUGUUUCUCCUAUAAAUAGUAGUACUUGAGCUAUGAAUAUAAGCAAAUACUAGCUUUUUGUUAUACUAGUAUUCCAUACUGCAAAUAUAGCAGCUAGCUUUGUCAAAGUUUGUUGUGCUUUGGAUGUAAAUUGCCAUUGCUACCUGCCAUACAGCUGUUAUGCUUUUUUUGGGUGCUGCUAAUACAAUACAGUGGGACACUGAUCAUGACAAAAUGUGAAACUUGUUAUCCAUUUUUUAUUUUAGUGUUUUAUCAACAACUAUUGAUAGCUAGUUGUCUUGAAUGUAUGUACCUUUUAUUGUUGAAGCCUUUCAGCUAAUGUGAGAAGAUUUAACCGAU
Nicotiana attenuata is the source of this 1413-nucleotide messenger RNA. Its product is annotated as probable protein phosphatase 2C 72. Gene Ontology annotation, biological process: protein dephosphorylation. The coding region runs from base 75 to 1073 and encodes 332 amino acids. The record is from RefSeq and is a predicted model, not a curated record. Gene Ontology annotation, molecular function: protein serine/threonine phosphatase activity. NCBI's taxonomy places the organism in Eukaryota, Viridiplantae, Streptophyta, Magnoliopsida, Solanales, Solanaceae. The transcript is spliced from 5 exons.